AUGAACAAGAAAGAGAGAUCGACACAGCACUACAGCAGCUCUCAGAAGAUACUGUUUGUGGGCGAAGGCGACUUUUCAUUCUCAGCUUGUUUAGCUAGACAGUUUGGUUCUGCUGUUAACAUGGUUGCCACUUCACUCGACCCUGAAGAGAUGGUGUAUACUAAGCAUUGGAGCUGUGAAACACAUUUGGAAGAACUAAAAAGAUUAGGGUGUCUAGUUUUGCAUGAAGUUGAUGUGAAAGAAAUGAGCAGACAUCCCACCCUAAUACACAUGGAAUUUGAUUUUAUCGUCUUUAACUUCCCUCAUGCUGGCCAUUUCCCAUGGUUAUGUGAAAGAAAUGUCCAACUCAUCAAGAUGCACAGAAAGCUAUUGAAGGCUUUCUUUGAGAGUGCAAGUGAGAUGCUGAGCAGUGGAGGGGAAGUUCAUGUCACACACAGAGAUGACUUCCCCUAUAAUAGAUGGAAGGUGGAGAAACUAGCCAAGGGAGCCGGUCUUUAUUUGAAAGAGAAAGUAGAAUUUCAAAAGGACUACCCUGGGUAUCAUAACAAGAGAGGUGGUGGUAUCAAGAGUAACAAAACAUUCCCUCUCAAAGACUCCUAUACCUUCAAAUUCUCUGUUAUUACUUGGGAAAGCAAAGAUGAUGAUGAUGAGGACAAUGUAUCUAGUGGACGUCUCAGUGAUGAAAUUGAAGGGAUAUUACCUGUGAUGAACCGUCUGCAUUUUAAGUGA
Molecule: messenger RNA, 729 nt
Organism: Vitis vinifera (wine grape)
Lineage: Eukaryota; Viridiplantae; Streptophyta; Magnoliopsida; Vitales; Vitaceae
Exons: 3
Coding region: 1-729 (242 amino acids)
Biological process (GO): rRNA base methylation
Cellular component (GO): cytoplasm
Molecular function (GO): rRNA (uridine-N3-)-methyltransferase activity
Source: RefSeq, a predicted model, not a curated record